Molecule: messenger RNA, 780 nt
Organism: Metarhizium brunneum ARSEF 3297
Lineage: Eukaryota; Fungi; Ascomycota; Sordariomycetes; Hypocreales; Clavicipitaceae
Source: RefSeq, a predicted model, not a curated record
AUGUCAACAGAUCACCCCGUCUGGUUCAUCGCCGCCGCAUCAAGCGGCUUCGGCCACGAGAUUGCUCUCGCAGCCCUAAAACGUGCACACGUCCUGGCCCUCGACGUCACGUCUCCCCCUUCGACCAUUGAGUCGGUUGCUGCGAAAGUGUUUGAGAAGCACGGACGCGUCGACUACCUCGUGAUUGCGGCGGGCUUUAUUCUCGAGGGCGCGGUCGAGGAGGUUUCGCGGCACACGAUUGCAGCCUUCCUGCCGCGCUUGCGAGCGCAGCCGGUAGCCCCCGACGGCGUGCGGUCUACCAUUGUCACGUUUGGGAGCCUGGCCAGCUGGAGAGGCGGCGCCGGCUUCUCAAUCUAUGCCAUGACCAAGGCCUGCGCGUCGUCGCUGGCGGAAUCGCUUCGGGAUGAACUGGCUCCUUUCCAGAUUCGCGCUGCAACGGUCGAGCCCGGCUAUUUUCGGACGUCUUUUCUCAACGCCGGCGUCAUGGUCAACGCGCAAAAUCGCAUAGAGGUGUACAGCGACGAGGCGACACCCACGGGGCAACUGAGGAAGAAGUUGCUUGCCGUUGAUGACAACCAGCCUGGCGACGUCGUCAAAGGGUGCAAGGCUCUUGUAGAUGUGCUGACUGGAACUGGGCUAGCCCACGGCAAGGACCUCCCGGUGAGGGUGGUGUUGGGGCCGGAUUGUGAACGAGUCAUUCGGGACAAAUGCUCACAGAGGCUUGGGAUAUUAGAUGAAUGGACAGAUGCCAUCAGAAGCACCGAUCAUGACCCGUCAUAG